This is a messenger RNA of Penicillium manginii, 1080 nucleotides long. Its product is annotated as nucleolar and coiled-body phosphoprotein 1 family protein. Gene Ontology annotation, cellular component: nucleolus; nucleoplasm. The coding region runs from base 1 to 1080 and encodes 359 amino acids. Lineage: Eukaryota; Fungi; Ascomycota; Eurotiomycetes; Eurotiales; Aspergillaceae. The transcript is spliced from 3 exons. The record is from RefSeq and is a predicted model, not a curated record.
AUGGGCAAGAAUUCGGCUUCCGUUAAAGAGGCCUCGACUAAGAAGGUCGAGUCUUCCAAGUCCACUGUCUCGCCUCAACUUCUUUCGUCUGUCGCGACCUUCCUUUCCGACAAUGGCUUCUCCAAUGCCAGUGCCGCCUUCGCCAAGGACCUGAAAAAGGCCGGAAAGGCCGCUGAUGCGCAGAACGCCCCGUCUCUGCUGGAAUUGUUCCAAUCCUGGGACAAGAAUGCCGACAAGAAGGAGUCUUCCACUUCUAGCGACAGCUCCGACAGUGACAACUCGAGCGAUAGCGACUCUGACGUUGAGAUGCAAGACGAAAAGCCCUCCCGCGCCUCUUCUCCCUCUUCCUCUUCCUCUUCUUCGUCUAGCUCUGACAGCGAUGCUGACGAUGAGGAUGAAGAAGAAGAGAAGGCCCCUGCGCCAGUUGUGAAGAAGCCUACUGGCGUAAAGCGCAAGGCCGAGUCCAGCAGCGAGUCUUCCUCUGACUCAAGCUCUGAGAGCGAUGCCCCCAAGGCCAAGAGGGCCAAGAAGGCUAACAGCGACUCUGACUCUGACUCCGACUCGUCUGAGUCCGAAAAGGAGACUGUCAAAAAGGCCGAUUCCAAGGCUCUGAAGAAGGCAACCAAGACUCCUCUCCCGGAGUCCUCAAGCUCUAGCUCAUCUAGCUCUUCUGACGACAGCUCCGACGAUAGCUCUGACGAUCAGGCUGGAGGCGUCAAGGUUGCCAGCGGUACUUCUUCUGAUACCAGCGCCACCAUCUCUGCUGAUGAGCCCGCGAAGCAGGCUGCAGAGACCCAGACCUCUUCCUCCAACGCUAGCCCAGCCCCCGGCAAUGGCUAUGCGAAGAAGAAGCACACAGGUGCUAAGCCCACUCCUCUCGCUUUGUUGAGCCAGCAAGACUACAGUCAUCUCCCCUCCAACAACUAUGUCUCAUAUGAAUACGCCGAGCGUGCCUAUGCGGAUCUAUCAGUUACUCGCGGAAAGGGCUUCACCAAGGAGAAGAACAAGAAGAAGCGCGGCUCUUACCGUGGCGGUCCCAUCGACACGACUGGCGGCAAGUCUUUCAAGUUUGAUGAUUAA